Messenger RNA from Aureobasidium musti, 780 nucleotides. The record is from the annotation of a GenBank genome assembly. NCBI's taxonomy places the organism in Eukaryota, Fungi, Ascomycota, Dothideomycetes, Dothideales, Saccotheciaceae.
AUGCUGAAUUCCUUCUCUCCACUCUUUGUCACUGCCAACGUAUCACUCCAGAGCGCUCUGGAUGAAGAAUUCUCUCCUGGUGAACGUUGGGGAAGCGACUGGGUCUUGAUCGAACAGCCCAAUCAUCGAAACUUCUCCAUCCCUACAAUGCCUCUCAUUCAGCCAUUCGAGUCCGGCUUUCUCAAUGCCUCGACAAAUUACCUCCAGAACUUUGUCACCAUCGAUCUUCUUGGGCAUGAUGGAGAAGUGGACGAGCUGCCGNCCCCUUUCGGAAUCAUUGACGAGCGUACUGCUCUUGACAAUACCAUUUCCUACUGGGCUCAGGACGAAGUGAAUCCGAUACAAGAAGCUCAGAUUCGCACUAUGUGGGGUGGAGAAACAGCUCUCGAUCGCAUACUCGCCACUUACAUCAGUCCUUUCGAGCACCUCUCGCACGAGUACAACGCUACGGCUAACAUGACCAAGGCAGCAUCUCGCGCCCAUCUUCUUGCAUGGGAAGAUACAGAGUUGAACAGAUUGGCCUUGCAGUUCUACGAGCUUGCUGGCUCUACUAGAGUUUUCGAGCAAGCUAGUGAGGCUAGAGGAUGCCUUGACGAUUGGAUUCAAGGCGAAGAGUUAAAUCAGACUACCAAGUGGUUCGAGUUUCGAUUGGACGCUUCCUGCGCCAUGGGGCAUAUCUACCUCAUCGGCGACUAUGGUCCGGUCGAAAUCAUGACCAACUUUGUUUUCAAAAGUGAUAUGUUUGAUGCCAAUGGAGUUGGCAGAGCUAUCGGUCAUUGA